Molecule: messenger RNA, 882 nt
Organism: Chanos chanos (milkfish)
Lineage: Eukaryota; Metazoa; Chordata; Actinopteri; Gonorynchiformes; Chanidae
Exons: 2
Coding region: 79-882 (267 amino acids)
Biological process (GO): regulation of autophagy
Cellular component (GO): mitochondrion
Source: RefSeq, a predicted model, not a curated record
CUGGCAGCGGAGAGGCAGAAGAGACUGAAACACAGCUGAUUCACAGAGACUCCACGCACUCGGAGAAAGAGCACAGUCAUGCGGCCCAGGUCCAGACUUUUGGCAAAGAGGGGGCUCCCCACCAUCAGAGAAGGCUCUGAGGAGCUUGUCCAAGACCUGAACCAGACCAACAGCCAGCACACAAGCACCCAGGACUACUUCCUCUCUAUCUGUCAGUUAGCUCGCCCUACUUUCCCCCUGCAUGAGCCCGACUGCGAUAUCCUCUCCAUAAAUCCGUUAGACUCGCCCAAACCAUGCCUGAGACUGCACAGACUUCGCCAGCCACCACGACCUCUCACCCCAGCUGCCUGCACCUCCACACAAGUGUGCGUGGCCACAGAGAAUGAGAAAGAAGCGGGAGAAAAGAGCUCUCAUUUGGAACAAGCGAGCAUCGGAGCGAGUCACAGCAACACGGCAGCGGGUGCUGGUUCUGCAGACCCGCUGGAGUUCCUCUACAGUCACAACGGUGCCGCGGCAUUCUCCAGGAGAGCCACGGUACCCGUCCGCCGAGCCCGCAGCGAAAGCUUCCCGCGACCCUGCUCAUCCCCUGACGCCCCACGCAAAAGCAGCUGCCCUGAGAUCUGCCUGAUUGACCCAGCUCCUGCCCUUGUGCAACGCUCACCACUGAACAAAAAAAAGCUAGACAACAGCAACUCGGGGGUACGUCGCAACUCCACUCCUGCUCAGUGCAAGUUGGACAGCGCCCCUGCUGGCUGGAAGGAGAAGAGCGGGCAUUGCACAGACAAACAGACGAUCGUGUCCCACUGGAUCGCGGAAUGUCGGACCGCCUGGAAAGAAGCCAGGAUUCGGGCAUGCAUGCUGCCAGCCAUUGCCGAGAAGUAA